This is a messenger RNA of Plodia interpunctella (Indianmeal moth), 1846 nucleotides long. RefSeq names its product lysosomal acid glucosylceramidase-like. Gene Ontology annotation, molecular function: glucosylceramidase activity. Bases 182 to 1840 code for a protein of 552 amino acids. Lineage: Eukaryota; Metazoa; Arthropoda; Insecta; Lepidoptera; Pyralidae. The record is from RefSeq and is a predicted model, not a curated record. Gene Ontology annotation, biological process: glucosylceramide catabolic process. The transcript is spliced from 13 exons.
GGUUUUAUAAUUAUGGUAAUACAAUCGGCCCGUCCCGGCUUCGCUCGGGUAAAACCAUAAUAAAUUAUACAUCUAAACUUCAAAAACCACACUUUCUGUCGCUGAAAAAACCGCCCGGUCAUUUUGAGUUUGUCGCGUUCAGACGAACGUGUUUCUUUUUAUAAUAUGCAAGGUGCCUAACAUGGAGAGGGUAGGGGUCUUAAACAUUAUACUGUCAUUCACAUUUCUAUUAGCAACUCAAGGAUUAUCUGAAGACCUGCCCUGCGCAGCUCGCGAUGUGGGCAUCGAGGGUCGAUCCAUCGUCUGCGUGUGCAAUGCCACCUACUGCGACACGAUAUACAGGGAGGCAGUGCCGCCUGGCACCUACUUCAUGUACACAUCCAGCAAUGCGGGUAAACGAUUUGAAAAAUCAAGUGGGGUCAUAGAAGUGGCGGAGGAGUCGUUUGAUGAUGAUGAAACCGGUGCUGACAUUAUUUCGGAUUUUAAAAACUUCCCCGCCUAUGAUGACGAAGACGACGACUUUCAGGAAACCAUCUGGAACAGAGUGGUCCUGAGGUUAUUCACCAUCAUCCGAUCCCAGUUUCUGGAGGGAUUCGGUGGAUCUGUCACUGACGCCGCCGCUAUCAACUGGAGGAAGCUGUCGGAUCCCACUCAGAGAGAGUUUAUCAGAUCAUACUUCAGCACAGACGGGCUGGAGUACAAUCUUAUCCGGGUCCCCAUUGGUGGCGCGGACUUCUCAACGCACCCAUACACUUACAACGAAUUGCCGUGGAACGAUGGCGCGCUCUCCAACUUCUCUCUAAGCGAUGAAGACUUUUUCUUUAAGUUGCCAAUGAUCAAGCUAGCCCAAGAAGCGGCCCCCGAAGAGAUCAAGAUAACAGCCAGCACAUGGUCCCCGCCCAUCUGGAUGAAGACCAACGAGAGAAUCACCGGGUUUGGCCAGGUCAAGCCGGAGUUCUACCAGUCUUAUGCCGACUACCACAUACGCUUCAUAGAAGAGUACGAAAAGGCCGAAGUGAAGAUCUGGGCGAUCACAACCACUAACGAGCCUAUCAAUGGCAUUGUUCCUAUCGUCAACUUCAACUCUUUAGGAUGGACGCCCGCACAACUGGGUCGCUGGGUAGCAAACAAUCUUGGCCCUACAGUCAGAAAUUCCAAGUUCAACCAAACAUUAAUUUUAGCUGUGGACGACCAGCGCUACAUUAUACCUAUCUGGUUGAGAGGUAUGGAGAGUGCAGACCCACGUUCCAUAGAAUACAUAGAUGGCAUAGCUAUCCAUUACUACGGGAACUUUGUACCUCCAGACAUCCUCAGCCGGAUACAUCAUCGGUAUCCCGGAAAAAUACUGCUUUCCACUGAAGCCUGUGAAGGUCCGAUGCCCUGGGACUUGCUAAAGGUGGAGGUUGGAUCGUGGGCUCGAGCACGAAGGUACACAAGAAACAUCUUAGAAGAUCUGAACAACUACGUCGUGGGCUGGAUCGACUGGAAUCUCUGCUUAGACCCGGAGGGCGGCCCCAACUGGGCCGAAAACUUCGUGGAUGCCCCCAUCCUUGUGUACGAAGAGAACGACGAAUUCAUAAAGCAACCUAUGUUCUACGCCAUGGGGCACUUCUCCAAGUUCAUCCCUAGGGGGUCACGGGUCAUCAGGGCCGCUAGAAGAAGCCUUGCCACGCUUGAGAAUAUCGCCGUUCUUACACCCAGGGACACGAUCGUCAUGGUGAUACAGAACAGGUACACAAGUGAGCGCAGUGUUCGCAUCAACAUCGACAACACAAGAUUCAUACGAUUCAGGAUGGAGCCGGAAUCUAUCAAAACCAUUGAAAUAAAUCCAAAUUCAUAAAAAUAA